Messenger RNA from Boeremia exigua, 2414 nucleotides. Its product is annotated as urea active transporter-like protein. Gene Ontology annotation, molecular function: urea transmembrane transporter activity; spermidine transmembrane transporter activity; putrescine transmembrane transporter activity. Lineage: Eukaryota; Fungi; Ascomycota; Dothideomycetes; Pleosporales; Didymellaceae. The coding region runs from base 177 to 2267 and encodes 696 amino acids. The record is from RefSeq and is a predicted model, not a curated record. Gene Ontology annotation, biological process: urea transmembrane transport; putrescine transport; spermidine transport. The transcript has 5 exons. Gene Ontology annotation, cellular component: plasma membrane.
CUGCUAUUUCAUGCCGUUCAUCGCACCUGAAAGUUGCUGCGAUAACUGUGAGUUUCUUGGUAACAUGUGCUGAAGACGGCGUGGAUCGUCGCGUGUAUAGAUAGGAUGAGAGCCGUCGAUCUGGGACGACGUUGAAUCCAACGGCUUCACGCGACACACAAUCUGCAUCAGAUAACAUGGCAGGCGGUCCCGCACCUACUGGUCCCUCAGCCUCGCCUUUGGGCCAGGCUUGGGGUUAUGGUAUUGUCCUUGGCAUUGGUUUUUUGUUUGCUAUCGGCAUGGUCUUCACGACGUGGGUUCUCAGACGAUACAACAAUGAACUGCAAACCUCGGAAAUGUUUUCGACGGCUGGUCGUACCGUCAAGUCCGGUCUCGUUGCUAGCGCUGUCGUCUCAUCAUGGACUUGGGCUGCAACUCUGUUGCAGUCGAGCAGCGUCGCUUUUCGGUACGGUGUCUCAGGUCCGCUUUGGUAUGCUGCCGGAGCUACGGUACAGAUUCUGUUAUUCGCAACUGUCGCUAUUGAGUUGAAGAGAAGAGCUCCUAACGCUCACACGUUCCUUGAGGCAGUUCGUGCCCGCUACGGAACAGCCACGCAUUUCGUGUACAUCACCUUCGGCCUCUUCACCAACAUCCUAGUCACAUCCAUGUUGCUCACCGGUGGCUCGGCCGUUGUCUCGUCGUUGACCGGCGUUCCGACUGCAGCUGCUUGCUUCCUGCUUCCGCUUGGUGUCGUCAUCUACACAAUGUUCGGUGGUAUCAAAGCCACGUUCCUCACUGAUUACGUUCACACUGUCAUUCUGCUGGUCAUCAUUCUGAUAUUUGCCUUCACGACUUACGCAACUGGUGAUAGACUUGGCUCGCCGAGAGCUGUGUACGAUGCGCUGACAGAUCUCGCAUCGCAUACACCUGUUGAAGGUAACGCCGGAGGCAGCUACUUGACUAUGAGGAGCAAAGAUGGAGCUAUCUUCUUCGUCAUCAACAUCAUUGGAAACUUCGGUACUGUCUUCAUGGAUAACGGCUACUACAACAAGGCUAUUGCUGCGAGCCCCGUUCAUGCACUGCCCGGAUACAUCAUCGGAGGUCUUUCGUGGUUCGCCAUUCCCUGGCUGUGCGCAACGACAAUGGGCCUCGCUGCUCUGGCUCUCCAGGGGACCGAGUACUUCCCAACUUACCCAAAUCCGAUGGCUGAUGCGGAAAUCAGCGCGGGCCUCACUCUUCCCUACGCAGCCACCGCUAUUCUUGGAUCUGGAGGCGCUGUCGCAACUCUUUUGAUUGUGUUCAUGGCCGUUACUUCUGCUUUCUCCGCUCAGCUCAUCGCCGUAUCCUCUAUCUUGACCUACGAUAUCUACAAUACCUACAUCAACCCCAAUGCUAGCGGCAAGCGCCUGGUCUGGACGUCGCACACUUGCGUUGCCGGCUUCGGACUCGUCAUGGCCGCCUUCUCUACAGGUCUGCACUACGCCGGUAUCAGCAUGGGCUAUUUGUACUUAUUGAUGGGUGUAAUCAUCUCCUCUGCUGUACUACCAGCGACUUUGACCCUCAUGUGGAAAGGUCAGAACUUCUGGGCUGCCACACUCUCCCCCAUCUUCGGUCUGUGCUGCAGUAUUAUUGCAUGGCUUGUCACCACCGCCAAACUCAACGACGGUGUCAUCAACGUCGAGACCUCGGGUGCAAACAACCCGAUGUUGGCUGGCAACGUCGUUGCACUCCUUUCACCUGCCAUCUUCAUCCCUGUGCUGACCCUUAUCUUUGGCGUCGACAGCUAUGACUGGGUCAGCAUGAAGAAUAUCCGUCUUAUCGACGACUCCGACGUUGCCGCCGCCGCACACCUCGACCCUGAAGCGCUCGUUGGCCGCCAUGUCGCGCUGUCUCCCGAGGCUGAAGCCGCAGAGCAGGUGAAGCUUUUGCGGGCGAGCAAAAUAGCUAAGACUACUACUGCUGUCAUGACCCUCGUCCUGCUGGUUCUUUGGCCCAUGCCGCUUUACGGCACAGGCUACAUUUUCUCUCCGAGCUUCUUCGCUGGGUGGGUUAUUGUGGGUAUUAUCUGGCUCAUGUUCAGCACCCUUGCAGUCGGCGUCUACCCGCUGUGGGAAGGCAGAAUGAGCCUGGCGAGGAACUUUGGCGGCAUGUGGCGCGAUCUCAGCGGCAAGGGACACAAGAGGCACGGAACUCACAUUGAAGUUGUCGAGGGUGAGAAGGCCGCUGACAGUGGGUCUCAUACGCCUAAGGAGGCGGCUACAAACGAGAAAUUGAUGGAAGUGAAGUAAAUUGCCUACGGCACGAACUUGUACAGGGGGAAUUGGGAAGUGGGAGACGGAAGAAAUGUUAGAUACCCCUGUCGCUCGCUUGAGAUAAGACAAACUUCUGAGUAAUCGAUCUUGACACCAACGAACGCAACGUUAUUUGUUUUCAGA